AUGGGAAGACGACUUAACUUAACGAGUGAUGUGUAUGGGAUCGAAGAAAGAGUCGAAGAAUAUAUUCGAGGUAUUUCGAAAUCAAAUGGCCAAGCAUCUGGAGAAAACAAGGCAACUUGCCCGCAGAGCGCGUCAGUAAAUCAACUUUCGGAAGAACCUCAAACGUUAUCGCAAGUGCCAACACCGGAAGCUAAUACCUCUACAUUACAGCAAGAAGAAAUUCAAGAGAUUCCGUCGCCUACAAGCAAUGUGAACAGUACCGUAGAAACAAAAAAUGAUCCAAUUACUUUUGACUCCUGGAUAGAUAAGAAACUAAAGUAA
Molecule: messenger RNA, 321 nt
Organism: Paramuricea clavata
Lineage: Eukaryota; Metazoa; Cnidaria; Anthozoa; Malacalcyonacea; Plexauridae
Source: the annotation of a GenBank genome assembly